AUGUCGACACUCAAGCGGAAUUGCUUUUAGGCCUUUUAAUUGGACAAAUUGAACAUAAAGAUUUGUUUUGUUUUGAAGAAACAAAAAUUUUCCUUCAAAAUAAGUGAUAAAUUUUCAUUAAUUAUUUAAGUUUUCUUGGUGUUUUUUAUAUAAUUGUUGUUACCUACAAAUCUAGGAACAUUGCGUACCAAUAAAUACUUGGAUUAUUGUGUUUUUCUUUGUUCGUAAUCGACUAAAAAAAUGACUGGUGAAGGGCAAGGAGACACUUCCAGCCGGGAAAGUAACGACGGUUCUUUUGAUUGUAAUAUCUGUUUGGACACUGCUAAAGAUGCUGUUGUUUCCAUGUGUGGUCACUUAUUUUGUUGGCCGUGUUUGUAUCAAUGGUUAGAAACUAAGCCUACACGUCAGGUUUGCCCUGUUUGCAAGGCCUUAAUAUCUCGAGAUAAGGUUACACCUAUUUAUGGUCGUGGAUCAUCAAGACGUGAUCCCAGGGACACAUUACCACCAAGGCCACCCGGUCAACGGACUGAACCAGAACCUCAUCCAUCAACCUCUUUCCCUGGAUUCGGUUUUGGUGAUGGAGGUUUCCAUAUGUCAUUCGGUAUUGGUGCCUUUCCAUUCGGUUAUUUCUCCUCUACAAUAUUCAACUUUGGUGACACAAGACCAGCCCCUUCACCCACAAACCCCGAUUACCUAGAAGAUGCUCUUCUGAGUAAAAUGUUUUUCUUUGUGGCCAUGAUACUACUUUUCUAUCUUCUCGUGGCAUAGCGUGUUACCCAAAAGAGUUAGAUUUCCAUAGGUGUUAAGUGAAACAAAAAACUAUUGACACAAUUUACAUUCAAAACCAAGUGAAACUUCAAAUCGGUGAAGUAAAAUAAGUCAAACCAAUACUAAAAAAGAAUCCAAACUUUCUCAUCAAUCAAUUGACAACAAAAAAAACAUCAGAAAAAGGUUUAUUUCUAAUCAAUAAUUUUUCAAUCAAUUCAAUUUCUCAUAAACAACAUCACUAUAAUAACCAUCUGAUUUAUACUAGAAAGAGAGAGAAAAGGAUCAAGAGGUAAUUAAGUGAUUAACUGCUUUUGGAAUAUCAGUUUAUUAUGGUUGCAAUGCACUGGAUUAUCAAAGGAAAUGUUUCAUUGCAAUGAAAAGGAUUCACAAUUUGCUUAUUUCAUCUUUUAUAUGGUUGUUUUCUUCAUCUUCAUUUUCUUACAUCAUUCCUCUUCUCUCUCCAUCUAUUAAUUGUUAUCACUUUUUUCGCUCUUUCAAGUAUUAUAAACUCAUCGCAUUUGAUUGUAACAUUAAGAGAAAAGCCGAUGGAUUUAAUAAUCUAAAUCGAAAUCGAUACGUAGACCCUUAUGUCUAUUUCCAAUGUAAUGAUCAAUUGACCAGCAUCUGAGUUUCUCUCAAUUUUUCUCAUGGGUUUUCUCAUCUAUUGUAAGAAAACAAGAAACUAUUUUUUCUGUUAAAUCUUUAUUCAAUCCUGUAAUAAAUUCUGUCACAUUUCAUUUUUCCCUUUAA
Panonychus citri (citrus red mite) is the source of this 1518-nucleotide messenger RNA. RefSeq names its product E3 ubiquitin-protein ligase RNF185-like. Gene Ontology annotation, cellular component: endoplasmic reticulum. Lineage: Eukaryota; Metazoa; Arthropoda; Arachnida; Trombidiformes; Tetranychidae. The record is from RefSeq and is a predicted model, not a curated record. The transcript has a single exon. Gene Ontology annotation, biological process: ubiquitin-dependent protein catabolic process. Gene Ontology annotation, molecular function: ubiquitin-like protein conjugating enzyme binding; ubiquitin protein ligase activity. Bases 241 to 768 code for a protein of 175 amino acids.